Messenger RNA from Oryzias melastigma (Indian medaka), 1119 nucleotides. RefSeq names its product transmembrane protein 88 a (gene tmem88a). The record is from RefSeq and is a predicted model, not a curated record. The coding region runs from base 310 to 912 and encodes 200 amino acids. Gene Ontology annotation, molecular function: PDZ domain binding. Gene Ontology annotation, cellular component: plasma membrane. NCBI's taxonomy places the organism in Eukaryota, Metazoa, Chordata, Actinopteri, Beloniformes, Adrianichthyidae. The transcript is spliced from 3 exons.
GGAGCAGAGUGCUCAGCCUGCGCUCCGGGCCAGCACAGGAUACGGACGCACCGACUCUCCAUCUGGACCGGGAGCGAGGAAGCAGAAUGUCAGGGAAGGAAGUGGGAAAUCUGGAGCUUUUCUUCUGACGCAGGCAGGCAGGAGUCUGUGGACUUUCUGGAGAAGCAGAUCGACUGACGCCCCAACUCCUCACACUAAUCCAGGAACUUUCACCUUAAAUCAAGAGGAAAUUCCUUAAAUUCCCAACAUCUGCAGCUACAGUGGAAGAGGGAAUCCGGUUCUCCUCACACAGGUCGGACCGCAGCCGCCAUGAGUCUGUCACGGAGCGGGACGCUGGAGAAGACGGCGUCCGAGCCGGCCCGCUCUGAGGCCCGCUCUGCCUCCAGAGCGGGGUCAGGGGUCGUGGUGCCCCCUCCCUACUCGCUGGGCGGCAGCGAGGUGGCGGACGCGCCCCUGGAGCUGCGGGGGUCCCUGGACUGCUGGGCCUGCUCCGUGCUGGUCACCGCGCAGAACCUGCUCAUCGCCCUGAUCAACGGCGCCCUGGCCAGCGUUCUGUUCGGCGUCAUCCUCACCCCCGCCCUCACCAUGAUCAUAUUUGGCUUCCUCUGCCACUCCACGGUCCAGCCCAGUGGCACGUCCCUGUUCUGCUCGGACCUGCUGGACGACACGGCCUGCGUGGCGCUGCUGGUGGUGGGCUUCCUGCUGCUGACCCCCCUGCUGGUCCUGGCCCUCGCCGCCUACUGCCGCCUGGCCCGCCACCUCCAGCUGGGCAUGUGCUUCAUCCCUUACAGCCGCGCCGUCUACAAGAACCUGCCCGCUGCCCCGCGCCAGAGGAGGCCCAGCGGGCCCGGGGGCUGCUGGGGGCAUCAGCAGGGGAAGGAGCGGGACGGGAAGGGCAGCGUCUGGGUUUAGGGGUGGAUCCCGCCAGCAGCUCCUCUCGCCAAUCUUCACCGGAUUUCUUUGCAGAAACUAUUUUUAUAAAAUCCGUGAUCUAUGUCACUGAUCCUUUAAAGCUGUUGAAAUCCUUUGUUUGUAUUCCUUUUUUUACUACUUUUUUUUACAAUAAAGUGACACAGUGACUGUUGAACGUUCAGUCUUGAAUAAAUGUUUUCACCAAAA